UCUGGGGUUGAAGGCUUGUCAACUCCAAACUUCUUCACUUUUUACAAGCAUUGCCAUUAAGAUACAAUCGAAUAAACUUUCUUCAAUUGAUUUCUCUUGAUCUAGCGAUUGUCCAAUCAUUCAUCAACUUCAGGCUUCUCAAUACGAGCUACAUCAUGGAUGUCUUCUACUCGUACACCUAUGCUACCAUGGGAUGGCUCGGUAUCCAAGCCUUGCCGUUAAUCGCCUCUCCGACGAUCAUAACCACCCUCCUAUCUCCCCAGGUUUCUGAACCCACCCCUCUAGAAGAAUACUUCGCAAGGAGUCUUGGGAUCACGAUGCUGGCAUUAGGUGUUAUGGUAGUGCUUCUUACUGGCAGCGUCCCAUUAACUAGCAGUUUCUCAGAGACGACCGAUUCAGGUGUCAGCACUGACUUGAGUGAUCCCAAGGCACCAUAUGCUGUCCCCACCCUGACCAUCAGCUUCUUUUACCACGCUGCAAUGGCAAUCUUUUGCUACGCAAGGUACAACACCAGCGGUCAAACGACAUUCAUUCUCGGGGCCCUGGGCUCAGGUGGGCUUGCUGCAAUUGGUCUGUGGUGUAUUCUGUUUGCAAGCUCCUCGGGUCGAAUCUCGAGAAAGACUGGUGCCGACAAGAGGACCUCUGGAUUUCCAUUUCAGAACAAGGAAUCAGCUUCUGCGAAGAAGAAGCAGAUGGGAAAGGCAAUCUGAGGGGAAUCGACUUCUUCAGGCCGUGGAAAAUAUCAUCU
Messenger RNA from Mollisia scopiformis, 748 nucleotides. RefSeq lists its product as uncharacterized. The transcript is spliced from 5 exons. The coding region runs from base 156 to 710 and encodes 184 amino acids. NCBI's taxonomy places the organism in Eukaryota, Fungi, Ascomycota, Leotiomycetes, Helotiales, Mollisiaceae. The record is from RefSeq and is a predicted model, not a curated record.